Molecule: messenger RNA, 702 nt
Organism: Sabethes cyaneus
Lineage: Eukaryota; Metazoa; Arthropoda; Insecta; Diptera; Culicidae
Exons: 3
Coding region: 1-702 (233 amino acids)
Biological process (GO): sensory perception of smell; detection of chemical stimulus involved in sensory perception of smell
Cellular component (GO): plasma membrane
Molecular function (GO): olfactory receptor activity; odorant binding
Source: RefSeq, a predicted model, not a curated record
AUGCUUACCUGUUAUGCCUUUACCGGUAUUGCUUUAGUGAUCGUGCCCUUUUGCUUUAUGUUGAUCACAAAGCAAAAAAUACUUCCGUAUGGAUUCCAUAUUCCUUACAUAGAUAAAUCCACAUGGGGAGGAUAUGCCCUUAACUAUUUCCUGCAGCUUUUGUUAACGAUUAAUGUUUCAUCUGGUGAUAUGGGAUCAGACUGUAUUUACGUGAUCAUGAUGAUGAGCUCGUUUACCCAAAUUGACCUUAUUAUGUGCUCGCUAAAAAGUAUUGAUCACAUGAUUCAACAGAAAGACGCCAAUGUUCAGAAUACCAUUGAAGAAAUUAUCGUCAAACACCAGGAACACUUGAAAUUCUUGACUACGGCAGAAAACGUGUUUCGCUUUAAUUUCCUUGUCACUUUCACAAGCUUGUCAUUGGUUCUUGUUACCGCUUUAUAUGCAGCCGUUAUGCUUUCAUGGUACCAAGGCUACAUAUUCAUAGUAUUCAUAGGCUAUCAACUGUUCUUUGGCUGCAUCCUCGGGACUGUACUGGAAAUAAAGGUAUCUCACAUAUUCUACUACAACUCAAGAAACACUACAGAACAUACAAUUGUAGAUCGAACAACUACAGCGGGAAAUUUACAAUCUACCUUGGUACAAACUGUCAGUUCCGAAUCAAAAAUCCCUACAGAUAUUCUUGAUGUCUGUGCAAUGUACUAG